Neocloeon triangulifer is the source of this 739-nucleotide messenger RNA. RefSeq names its product apolipoprotein D-like. The transcript has 6 exons. Lineage: Eukaryota; Metazoa; Arthropoda; Insecta; Ephemeroptera; Baetidae. The record is from RefSeq and is a predicted model, not a curated record. Gene Ontology annotation, molecular function: pigment binding. The coding region runs from base 122 to 694 and encodes 190 amino acids.
UGCAUAGCUAUCGGAAAGAUGCGUGAAUUUUGGUUACGUAAAAAGCAGAGUUUUUGUAUAAAAAGCUCUGCCAAAUGGAGAGGAGGAGUUAGUUUCAACAAAGCAACUAAAGCAAGGUAAAAUGAAAAGAUCCUCCGUUUUUGUCAGCUUAUGCGUGUGCUUUUUAGCCGCAGUCAACUCUCAAGUCAUUAUCAAUUCGCCCUGCCAAAAUGUGACCAUUGAGCAGAAUUUCGACCUUCCCAGGUACUUGGGCCGUUGGUACGAAUACAGACGUUUCUUCACUUUCUUCGAACUGAAUGGAAAGUGCGUGACCGCCACUUACUCGGACAACCUGAACGGUACCAUCGAAGUCAGAAACUACCAAGUUGAUUCUAACACCAAUGUGUCCGACGUCAUUGUUGGCUAUGCGAGCCAAAACAGCGACACCGAUGAGGGAAAAUUGAUUGUCACCUUCCCCACAGCUGGAUCAGACGGAGAUUAUUGGAUUCUUGACACCGACUAUGACAAAUACUCUGUCGUCUGGUCUUGCUCCACAUCCGGAGAUCAAUCCGUUCAAUUUUCGUGGAUUUUGACCCGCGAGAUCGAGCCGAGCGCAGCUACUCUUGCCGCCAUCGACAGCGUUGUCGCUGCCAACGGACUGGCCAGUGAAAAGUACCUCCCAGUUGACCAAAUUAACUGUCCCCCCAACCCAUAAAGAUCUCUGAUAAUUUAAUUACGACUUGAAUUCAAAAUAAAUUAU